GACACUAUCCUUCAUUUUCUCUAUCACCCCCAAAAAAUCUCGCUGCAAAUUCCCCCUGUUUAACACUCAAAUAAAACCCCAGAAAAACUUUCCCAGCAAAAAUCAAGAGCAGAGGAGCAAAAACCAGAAAAAUCCAGCCAACUCAAGGGAAAUUAAAGGAAGAAAAGCAAUGUUUGCAACUAACGAAGUACUGCCUGAAGACUUAAUUAUACAAAUUUUGCUAUGGUUGCCGGUGGUGUCUUUAUUGCGAUUCAAGUGUGUCUGUAAAUCAUGGUGUGCUCUCAUUAAUGGCCAAAACUUCAUCAAUAAGCACCUUCUCCACAACCAGACCACCUCUAACAAGAACAGGAACGCAGGUUUCCUCCUUAUCCAACGCCAAAAAUCUUCCAAUGAUCAUGUUUUCUCCAAGCUUCAAUAUGAAUCUCUUGAAAUAUUGUCAACACAAGCUGUUCCUUCACCGUAUUUUGGUAUUCCUAAGCAUAUACAAAUUAACAUAGUGAGCUCAAUUAAUGGUCUCGUUUGUCUGAAUCUUAACGCUGGAAACACAGAUAUUGUUCUAUGGAAUCCAGCAACAAAUGAAACAAAAGUUCUUCCCAAGUCCGGUAUAUCCUACCCCCAAGCUGAGGUAUAUUGCUUAAGUACUGGUUCAUGGAGAACAGUUAGUACUUCUGCGCCCGGUUAUUUUAUGGACUCUGGUUGUUAUAGGACAUACACGAAAGGGAUGUUUUCUUGGAGUGCAAGUAUACGUGAUGAUCUUGAUUUCUUUCCUGGCAUUUUAUCAUUUGAUAUGAGCAAUGAGGUAUUCCUAACAACAACAUUACCAGAUGGCGAUUUGGAGGAUCCCAAUGGUACUUGGAGAAUUUUUUUUGUGCUUAAUGAAUUGGUUUCUCUAGUUACUUUUGGUAAAGAUAGAGAACGAUUGGAGAAUUGUUUUUAUAUUUGGUCACUGCUUGAAUAUGGUGUUAAGGAGUCUUGGAUUAAGCUAUUCACUAUUGGACCUCUUAUGGGAAUUGAAAAGCCACUAGGAUUUUGGAAGAAUGAAAGCUUGUUUUUGAGAAAUAAUGAGGGGCAAUUGCUCUUGUAUGAUCCCUCGGCCCAAAAAAUUACUAAUCUUCAAGUUGAUGGACGACCGAUGCAGAUGAUUACUUAUGUUGAGAGCCUAAUUUCUCUCAAAGGAGGAAAUGAUCUUGAGGAACAAGGCAAUUCAUAAAAAUGAUUCAAUACUCAUCUAUGUCUCUGCUGUAAGUGUUUGCAAGCAACAUGCAUGAUUGUUUACCAUAUUUUUCUAAUAAAGUGUUAAUGUUUCCAAGU
Quercus robur (English oak) is the source of this 1311-nucleotide messenger RNA. Its product is annotated as putative F-box protein At1g50870. NCBI's taxonomy places the organism in Eukaryota, Viridiplantae, Streptophyta, Magnoliopsida, Fagales, Fagaceae. The record is from RefSeq and is a predicted model, not a curated record. The transcript has 4 exons. The coding region runs from base 170 to 1210 and encodes 346 amino acids. Gene Ontology annotation, molecular function: protein binding.